Molecule: messenger RNA, 1716 nt
Organism: Angiostrongylus costaricensis
Lineage: Eukaryota; Metazoa; Nematoda; Chromadorea; Rhabditida; Metastrongylidae
Source: the annotation of a GenBank genome assembly
AUGCUCGGAUUCGAAAUCCUCUCACAAGCCCAACAACAGACUCGUGGACAAGUCCAACAGUCAGUCAAUGAGCUGCCUGCGUUCCCGAGGCGUCACGAUUUAACCGAAGAGCAACGCACGACUACUACUACCAGUUCUAGUACUACUACUACAACUGCUACUACUACUACUGAGGAGGCUUUUCCUACGAAAUCGACAGAAACAUCGAGUGAGGGGAAUGACAACGAGCUUUCAAGUAAAUUCGAUCUUCUCCGUAUGAUUCUAUCUAAGAUGCGUGAAAAUGCCGAAGAAAUGGGAAUAACUGGUGAUGUGCAAGUACACGUCAUUGAGCUGAAGCCGUUUAAUAACGACAAGAACUCUGCUCAGAUGCCUCAACAGUCAAUUGACGAUGCAUUUGGUGAAGUGGCCUUUCCAAAACGGGUGCUUGGACCGUGGCGAAAUGAGGAAACUCACAAUGACAUACGCGGUAAUAUCGAACUUCCUUGGCAAUUUGAUCGCGAAAACAUGCGCCCCUCGCCGUGGAGUCGUCCGGCUGAUAGACCCUAUCAAUGGGAGGGCCCUCAGGAACCCAGAUGGCAGCAAGAUAAUCAGGUGUUAUACCCCAUUUUGGAUGCUUCUGAUAGAGAGCCACAAGCGAGGUUUUCACCGCACUUCGAAAAGGAAAAUCAAGCUCCUCAGCGAUUUUUGACUGAGCCAUUUGGAAAUAAUGCGCCUGAGGUCAUCGGCCAUAUACUUGGGCAGAAAAAUGCACAGGCUCACAUGCAACUCCUACAACAGCAGAUGCAACAACAGCAAUGGCCUCAGCCGUGGCCACAGACUCCCGCGCUACAGUGGCCUCAACCGCAGCCCUGGCCUCAAGUUCCCGGAUGGGAACAGCGAUGGGAUCAACCUCAGCAAGCUCUGCAUCCAAUGAUUUGGCCACCAGUAUUCUUCGGUCAGAUGCCACCGCCACUUCAGCAACCGCCGUUUCAGCCGGUACAACUACCUCCACCGCCUCCGCCAUUCCAACCUUCUCUUGGGCAACAAAAUCAAUUUCCUUUCCCAGCUCAAAACCAGGUUCCAAUUUUUCCUCAGCCAUUCAUCACCGAUUUCAACAACAACAACAACAACUUGAACAACCUCAAUGAGAACUUGGGAAACCAGAAACCAUGGUAUAUGAAUGGGUUCGAAAACAAGUGGACACCAACAUGGGAUAAUAGCAACAAUAAGAUCGAUCAGCCAUUUAAUCCCCAUGCAGCAGCGGCUGCUUCUUCUUGGAUGGAGAAUACGGUGGCGGUAGGACCACACCCUACGGUUUCUCAAAUCACUGCUGAACAGACAACCAGCCAGACUGGACACGAUAGCGAUGGAAUUGACGGCUUCCGGAAGGAGGAGAAAUUCAAUAUACCUGUUGACAUGGCCUCUGACGUCGCUCCACAGACGGUCGACGUCAAUGCGGAACCGGCAGUGCCAGUAAACGUUCCCCUAGCGAACGCAUGGCAACAUGCUCAACCCGAAGCCGCAGAGUCAGCUCCAGCCCCUCUUGUUCCCAGUCCAUCGACUGAAUUAGCAGAGAGCGGAAGCUUCCUUCCUGUAAGGGGCGGCGAAGAGAUGGUGGUUGGUCAACCAAUAAACGACGCUCAUAAGAACAAUGUAGACGUUGCAGUGGGCGACUAUCCAAAGAAGUUCGAAGAGCCAUUUUUCCAGGUGGAUGAUCCAAACAGCUUCCGUCAAUAA